AAACAGAAACAGCACAGCACCCGUGUUUCUGUUGCUUCGCCGAAGUGCGGUGUUGUGGAAUUUGCGUUUCCACUGCUCUUCUCAUCAUUCCCUCUCCUCUCUCUCUCUCUCUCUCUCUCUCUCUCUUCGUUCCUAAUCUUUGUUCGAUUUUGCCUCCUCCAAACCCUCUCUCCUCUCCUCUUUUUAGUGUUAAGAGACCCCCGCUUCUUCCUACUUCAUCGUUCCCAAAAUCGAAUCUAGUUCCACACAAACCAAAAAUUCCCCGAUCAAAUCCCCACCUCAAUUACUUUUGAGCUCCCGCUUCCGCUGCUUCUUCCUCUCCCUCUUCAUGCUCCUUCGAAAGAAUACCAAGCGGGAGGCUUAAUUUUAGGGUUUCCCGCUCCCCCUUCUUUCCUUAUCUUUCUUAAUUGGCUGAUCAUCUGAGUUUGGUGGUUUACUACUUGAUGUAGUAUUGCCGUAUUGGGUGGGUGGGUAGGGGCCCUAGAGGGGUGGGUGUGCAAUAAAAAGAAUUAGUUAGUUCCCAUGGCCUCUGUUCUCUUCGUGGCCGUCGCGCUGCCGUGCGCGGCCGGAGCCACAGUGCUGGCCAUGCUCCACAUCUACCGGCACCUCCAGAAUUACACCGAGCCCACUUACCAGCGCCUCAUCGUUCGCAUCAUCUUCAUGGUCCCGGUCUAUGCUGUGAUGUCCUUUCUAUCCCUUGUUCUGCGUGAUCACUCGAUUUACUUCAAUUCAAUCAGAGAAGUUUAUGAUGCUUGGGUCAUCUAUAAUUUUCUUUCACUCUGCUUGGCAUGGGUGGGAGGUCCAGGUGCUGUAGUAUUGAGUUUGAGUGGCCGAGUUCUGAAGCCAUCAUGGGUGCUGAUGACAUGCUGUUUCCCUGCUUUCCCUCUUGAUGGGCGUUUCAUUAGGAGAUGCAAGCAAGGGUGUCUCCAAUUUGUGAUUCUUAAGCCUAUUUUGGUUGUGAUUACCUUCAUACUAUAUGCAAAAGGAAAAUAUGAGGAUGGGAACUUUAGCGUGAACCAAGCCUAUCUUUAUAUCACAAUCAUCUAUACAAUAUCCUAUUCGGUUGCAUUGUACGCUCUUGCUUUGUUCUAUGCGGCAUGUAGAGAUCUGCUUCGACCAUUCAACCCGGUCCCCAAGUUUAUAAUUAUCAAAUCAGUUGUUUUUCUCACGUAUUGGCAGGGUGUUCUGGUUUUCCUAGCAGCCAAGUCUGGAUUUGUGAAGAAUGCUGGAGAGGCUGCUGAUUUUCAGAACUUCGUGCUGUGCAUUGAGAUGCUUGCAGCAGCUGUUGGGCACUUGUUUGCUUUCCCUUACAAGGAGUAUGCAGGUGCUAAUAUAGGUGGCUCUCGCGAUCUUAGGAGAAGCCUCGCUCAUGCUUUAAAUUUGAAUGAUUUCUAUCAUGACACUGUUCAUCAGUUUGCCCCUACUUAUCAUGAUUACGUACUUUACAAUAAUGGUGAGGGUGAUGACGGAGCAAGGAAAUACCGAUCGCGCACUUUUGUGCCCACCGGACAGGAAAUGGAUGCCGUGAGAAGGAACAAACACGUGUGCACCGGCAGAGCCGACAAUGCGGAAUUAUCUAACAUCCCUUUGAGCAGUACGUCGCCAAACCAGUCGGAUCGGGAAGCAAUUAAAUCCUCUUUGCUCAAGGAAAAUGCUGCUGCUUCAGCACGCCCAUAUGAUCUAUCUAUCUUGAGCGACAUAGAUCUGUCCAAGUAUCCGGCUGAGGUCCCUGCUGUUGCUGAUUCAAGCAAACAAUUACCUUUAAAUGCACGAGGAACACUUUUGUAGGCAAAAUUGAAGCUCUGAAACAGUUGAAGCUCAGAAACAGUUGAACUGGGAAAUUGUGUAUUUUACUUGAUUUACUAUGAGCUUCGAUGCUUCAUAUGCUGCUCAAAUGUUACAGUAUUCACAGGUUCAGAGUGGUUGACAAUCAUUCUACUACACAUCAAUUAUAUUCCUCUUUUCAUUCUUUCAAUGAAUCAGCUAGAAAAUUUUUUUA
Messenger RNA from Ananas comosus (pineapple), 1999 nucleotides. RefSeq names its product transmembrane protein 184B-like. Bases 523 to 1788 code for a protein of 421 amino acids. The record is from RefSeq and is a predicted model, not a curated record. NCBI's taxonomy places the organism in Eukaryota, Viridiplantae, Streptophyta, Magnoliopsida, Poales, Bromeliaceae. Gene Ontology annotation, molecular function: transporter activity. Gene Ontology annotation, biological process: transport. The transcript has 6 exons.